AUCUAUGGUCGGCGUAUAAAAAUGGAUCGUGUGGAGGGCGGAUUUGAUGUUUUCGAUUCGUAGGUGAAAUAGUGAUAGUAAAAAUAGGAUUGAUUCGGUUUGCCAAACAGUGAGAGGAUUCAUUCAUGAGAUAUUUUAAAAUGGCAUAAAAAACGCGGUUUGCGUCGGAUGAUUUUCACUUUUCUACUGUUGGCAUAGAUUACUACUGAAGGGAAGCUGUGCAUACUGCCUAUUGUUGAUGGUCUAACGGUAGCAGGAUUUGAAAACUGAAUCAUUAAUUUAACAACAUUCACUAUGAAGAACUUUAUUUUCCUUCUUGCCUUUAUUGAACUGGUAUUUGGGCACGAAGAUGGAGAAUUCACAUUGCAAUAUAAUGAAGAAACAUUCCCAAUUGAAGUACCAAAAAAAAAUCAUUUUGUCAUGUUUUACGCGCCUUGGUGUGGACACUGCCAAAGAUUAAGUCCUACGUGGGAACAAUUAGCGGAAAUGUUGCAUGAAGAUGAAGAUAGUCGUGUUCGAAUAGCUAAAGUUGAUUGCACUACAGAUAAUGCUAUAUGUUCUGAACAUGAUGUAACAGGUUAUCCAACACUCAAGUUCUUCAAAGUUGGUGAGAAAAAGGGAAGUCGGUUUAGAGGAACUCGAGAUUUACCUUCCUUAACUGCUUUUAUCAAUGAGCAACUGGGUAGCGUUCCAAAGGAGGAGGAACUUGACCCUUCAUCUCCAGAAGCCAUUAAUGGGUUGAUUGAGCUAACGGAAGACACAUUUGACGAUCAUGUGGUCAAGGGUCAACACUUCAUUAAGUUUUAUGCACCUUGGUGUGGUCAUUGUCAAAAGCUAGCCCCUACUUGGGAUGAACUUGCCAAUAGUUUUCGUCAUGAUAAUUCUGUUAGUAUUGCAAAAGUUGAUUGCACUCAACAUCGCUCAGUAUGUGGCCAGUUCGACAUUAAAGGAUAUCCAACAUUGCUAUGGAUUGAAGAUGGAAAAAAAGUGGACAAGUAUACAGGUGAACGUGGUCACGAACAAUUAAAAUCCUAUGUUUCCAUGAUGCUUGGGAAAAGUGAGGAUAAAACCACUGAUAAAAAAGAUGACACCGAUGAUGACACGAUUCAUUCUGUCAUGACGUUAACUGGUGACAACUUUGAACAUGGUGUAGAAAAAGGAAUUUCUUUUAUUAAAUUCUUUGCACCUUGGUGUGGCCAUUGUAAAAGAAUGGCACCUACCUGGGAAGAACUUGGUAAAAAGUUUUUGAGCAAUGAGAAUGUCAACAUUGUCAAAGUAGACUGCACAAUGGAUGCUAGCAAAAAAUUGUGCAGUGAUCAAGAAGUCGAUGGUUUUCCGACUUUAUUCUUAUAUCGUGAUGGUCAGAAAGUAACCGAAUACAAUGGUUCACGACGCCUUGACGACUUAUAUGAAUUUGUCAUGAAGCAUAUCCAAUCUCACGACGAACUGUGAUUACUCAUUUUCUUGUUGUAAUAAUUUUUCAUUAUACUUUGAUAAGUCAAUACUCAUGGGAAGUAUAAAUACAUUUAAAAAAAAACGUUUCAUAUAAUAGUUGAGUCUAAUUGAAUCUGAUUAUAUGUGUUAUGAAUUAUCCUUAUUCAGCGUUGCACUUAACUGGUCUGCUAAAUGUUAACAUGUUUAUAACGAGUUUUUAAUGCUUACCAUUGUGUUAAAAAAUGUACCGUUCAUUUUUAAAAAAUUUAUUUUUAGUAUUUUCCUAUUGGUGAUUUAUGAAAUCUGCAAAUGAUUAACAAUAUGAUUACAUGCCUCAAAAUGUAAUUAAAUUUGUAUUCUUGUGUCUUGCCUUUUAUCUUAUAUUUUGUGCAUAUUUAAUAAUUACCUCGCAGAAACUCAUAAUUAAACCUUAUAAUGCAAAUGUAAUUCUACAGGGUGUGGUCUAAUAAUAUUCGGAGGAUGCAAAAUUCAUUUUAUUAAGUUUCUCAUUGAUUUUCUGGAUUAAUGUAAAAAAGCUUCCUGAAACUUAGACACGCGAAUAUUUUAACGUAUUGGAACAAUUACUAACUGAUAAUGGUGCGUCACAUUUAACAAAUCGGUACGGAAGUAAUUUUUCUUAUUUGUACUUACCAUCUAUAAAAGAAAAUUAAGACAUGUUAUCAAAUGACAUUUCAUUCGUUAUGGAGUUUUAUGACACUCAUAUGAUUACUUUCUUUCCUGGCAUUAUAAAUCAUUCGAAUUUAAGCGGUAUGUUAUCAUAUUGUUGAUCAGAAAUUUUGAAAACACAACUUUGAUCUUAUACCGAUAUACUCAUUCUAUGAAGAGUGAAAUGAUAUGUGUGCAUCUGUAACUCAUGAUUCAUCAUUAAAGCGACUUUCUAAUAUUGCUGGGUUGGUCUAUACGUUACCCUGUAACAAUAAACUGAGAAAAAUCAA
Molecule: messenger RNA, 2390 nt
Organism: Orussus abietinus
Lineage: Eukaryota; Metazoa; Arthropoda; Insecta; Hymenoptera; Orussidae
Gene: prtp
Product: thioredoxin domain-containing protein 5 homolog
Exons: 6
Coding region: 295-1452 (385 amino acids)
Biological process (GO): protein folding
Cellular component (GO): endoplasmic reticulum
Molecular function (GO): protein disulfide isomerase activity
Source: RefSeq, a predicted model, not a curated record